Molecule: messenger RNA, 2000 nt
Organism: Pseudoliparis swirei
Lineage: Eukaryota; Metazoa; Chordata; Actinopteri; Perciformes; Liparidae
Gene: nherf2
Product: Na(+)/H(+) exchange regulatory cofactor NHE-RF2
Exons: 6
Coding region: 1-1263 (420 amino acids)
Biological process (GO): protein localization to plasma membrane
Cellular component (GO): apical plasma membrane
Molecular function (GO): signaling receptor binding; protein-membrane adaptor activity
Source: RefSeq, a predicted model, not a curated record
AUGGAGAGCGAGCUCAGACCCAGGCUCUGUUUCCUGACCAGAGGAGAGUGCAGCUAUGGCUUCCACCUGCACGGCGAGGGGAACAGAGGCGGACAGUUCAUCCGCAAAGUGGAGCCGGGCUCCUCUGCUGACCAGGGCGGGCUGCGAUCAGAAGACCGGCUGGUGGAGGUGAACGGUGAGAAUGUGGAGAAAGAAACCCACCAUCAGGUGGUGGAGCGUAUCCGUGAAGUGGCCCACCGCACCAGGCUGCUGGUGGUGGACGCCGAGACGGAUGAAUACCUCCGCAGCCGUGGCCUGGCAUGCACCGAGGACCUGGCCGUCGAGAUGGGAACGCUGUCCCCGCGCCCUUCGCCCGGGCCCACUCCUUCGGCCUCGCCCGUACCCAGAGAGAACUCACCCCUGGCACCCAAACCCAACCACACACACUCCGUUUGCCCUCCGGCUGCAGCUGACUCGUCCACAGACGCGACCGCAACACAAGCCGAGGUGGAGAGAACCUCAGUGACAUCCAGUACAGAGACAGACACAGAGCUGCAGGUGCAUCCCUCACCAGAGCAGACAGCGGAGCUCCUCCCCCGUCUGUGCCACCUGGUGAAGGGGGAGCACGGCUACGGCUUCAACCUGCACAGCAACAAGACCAAGGAUGCACAGUUUGUGCGUUCGGUGGUACCCUCUGACCUUCCUGUUUCCUCUGACCUUUCCCGUCUUCUCUGUCCAAAGGUGAACGGAGUCAACAUUGACAGCCUGAGGCACUCGGAGGUGGUGGCACUCAUCAGAGCUCAGGGGGAGGAAGUGCACAUCCUAGUGGUCGACCAGAAGACAGAAGAGCUCUUCCACCGAAUGGGGAUCACACCAACCACCAGCCAUGUCAAAGAGGUCUAUCUGGACGAAUCAGCCACAGAAAGCGCUCCACACAGCCCGUCUCCGACCACCGGACUGCCCGCCUCAGAUCCGCCGGUCAUAAACAUCACGCUGACGAACUCCCCGAUCACAAACGCAUCCCCGAAAUCCUGGACGAAUGGGAACUCAGCAUCUCAGUCCUCGAGAAGUUCCACCACCCAAUCGGAGAUCAGUAGCUCAGACAUGAGCAUCCAGGUCCACGAUGAGGACGAGAGGCGCGUCUCGGACCCGUUGGUGGACGCCGGCCUGCGUCUGAGUCUCACAGCUGCCGAGGCCAAACAAAAAGCCCUCGCCAGCCGCGACAAGAGGAGAGCGCCUGCUAUGGAUUGGAGUAGGAAACAUGAGGUUUUUGGCAGAUUCUGAAGAAAAUAAGAGAAGUGCGGGAAUGCCACAGAACGAGGAAUAAUAUUGUGAUUCUGUUCAUAUUAUAACCUUAAAUACUGAACCUCAAUGGCAUGGUGAAAGAAAGAGAAAUGUGAAAAGGAAAAAUGAUGCAUGAAGUAAUAUUAUAUAAUAACAGUAGUAAUAUUCCUGAAUUCUGCUCUGUGCAAAACUAUGUUGUAAGAUAUCAAAUAGUAUUCUCUAGACGUUUAUUUUCCUGUUUCCAUGAGGACAAAGACACAUUCUGUGGAUGUGUGACGGAUAUUACGACACACGAAACAAACAACUUUGUCAGUUCAGUGUUAGUCAUUUCAGAGCCAUAUUGAUUAUGAGUGCAUAACAGCCGUUAUGCACUGCGUCUGAUUUGGGCUGCAUCUUCUGUAGAUGCGCUGUUCUGUUAUAGUUUUUAUUUUUUCAUAGUUAGAGUUUAAUGUCAAUUUCAAUGCACAAUGAUGAGCUCAUCACAACCCAGUCCUGGAGGAGUUAUGCUAAUACUUUGUUUGUCAAUUUAAUGUAGCAUAUCAUGUUUAAAUAUGAAAACAGAGAACAUGGAAGAGGUUAAAUUAUGUUGUGUUGGAUUACCUCAGUGCUUCUGUCUUUAAUCUGAAGGAAAAUAUUGUAAACUCUCCGAUCUAUAAUUGCUUUGAGUAUUUUCUCUCUCAAAUGUUCCUGAUUGAAACUUCUCACAUUGUGAAAUAAACUUUCAGAAUAUGUGUAAA